CCACGGGCUUCUAAACCCUGUUUAAACGACUCCUCUCGCGGUUGGCUCUUGGAGACUGAUAUCAAAGUUUGAGUAGUGUGUGUGAGAGUGAGAGGCAUGUGAAGAUUUUCUGCUAUAUUGUGUGUGCGUGUGGGAUGCGCAUGAAGAGAGUCGAUUUAUAAGAGUGCCAUCGUCUAAAGAAGAUCUUUCCUUCCCCAUAUUUAAGAACAGUGAGAACUAAACUAAAUUGGUGGUGGCUCGAAUUGGUGGACUUUAUUCUAUGAGAUGUAUAGUCAUCUGAUGCUAGAUUGUUUGCUUCGGUGAUGGCUAUUGUUCCUUCUGGUCAAAUUAGACCUCUAAUUAACAUAGAAGAGGAUACCUCAGGACUAGAGGCAGCAAGUGAUGGCCCUUUCAAGAAAACCCGUGCACUGAGUGACAUCACUAACAGCCUAAUUAACAAUGAUUCUGGAAGAAAAAAAGAAAAUUUGUCUAAGAACUGGGAUUCUCCUGUUAUAAAUGACGAUUUACUACAUGUUGGUGACGGCCAUAUUGGCAAGCAACAAAAUGGGUCUGUUAAAUUCAUUGAAUCUUUGGAUGAUAAGGAGAGCGGUCUCAAAAGAAAAUGUCAAGCAAUCCUUUCAUCCAAGGAAAAUGAGGUUAGGAAUGCAUUGGACAAUAUAAAGGGAGGUGAAUCAGUUAUCAUUUUCACCCAAAAAGAUAAAGGCAAAGCUCCAGCAAGUAUGGUUGAAGUGAAUUUGCAGAGUUCUUCUUCAAGUGGAGGAUCAACACCAUCUGAGCUGUCUAAUUCUGUCCGUGCCAAAUUGCCUCAAGCUGUUAAAGAUCACACUCAUGUUGAUAAGGAUGCUCCAUUUAACGCUUCCUUGAAUGCCAAUAAUGAAGCUGAAGUUGAAGGGUGCACUUGUUCUUACUGUAUAAAAGUGACAAAUCUUUUAUUGGAUCUUCAUUACCAAGAUGCCAUAGGUCGUCUGGCUGCUUUGAAGAAGAGCAAGAAGGAUGUUAGGGCAUUGAUAUCAAGGGAUUUUAACCAUGAUUCAACAGUAAACAAUCACUUCCUGCAUUCUGUGGCCAUUCCUCAAAGUGCCAAGGCAGAUCCACGAGCACUGGAGUGUACUCUUAUGCAUCAGUGGAAAUCUCUUUUUCUGAGAACAGAGAAUGCUCUUGGUCAUGAAAGCUCUCAGCUUCAAACCAGUCUUCGCAAGCUUAAUGAACUGAGAGCCAGUUACAAGAAUGAACUUGGGGAUGAAUUAAGGGAUCUUGUUUGAUAAAUCGUAGGGGGCUUGAUCAGAUGAUGAAUUGGCAUGAUUUUGAGGUAUGCCAUCGCAUGUCAGCCAAUAGCACAUUGCUCAGACUCAAGGCUGUAAACCAGGCACCUGAGAACUCCGAUUUGCUUCCUAUGGUCAUGAUGCAUUGCAUAUUUGAGCAUAUGUAUAUUAAUGGAGAUCAUGUUGUGAUGAUUUUUUAUGAGUUUGUUGAUGUAUAAUUUUGUCUUGUAAGUGUGAGUGGUGCUGAAUUUUCAAAUGCACAUUGUACAUGUGUAGUUUGUUGAUUUCCUUUAUGGCUUGUUUUGUUCAUGUGUAAGGAACCUUAAUUGCGUUGUAUCUUCUCAUUUGAGUGUAUUUAGAAGUCAAUAGCUCAUUGUAGUUACAGUGACCUUUGCUUAAUUUGAUUUUGGAAGUUGUAUUUUCAAGUGUAUUAAAAAAAUUCAAGGUGUAUUGACUUGUA
Messenger RNA from Amborella trichopoda, 1722 nucleotides. RefSeq lists its product as uncharacterized. NCBI's taxonomy places the organism in Eukaryota, Viridiplantae, Streptophyta, Magnoliopsida, Amborellales, Amborellaceae. The record is from RefSeq and is a predicted model, not a curated record.